UAUCUGGUAGGAACUUCAGGGGGUCGCGGUUCGCUUCGUCCGCUGCAAACCUGGAACCAGCAAGAGAUCACUCCUUUUUUGGAACCAGACAAGAGAGAUCCAGUGUCCUUCCACAGCAAGUUGAUUGCAACCACCACAGUGCAGGGCUGUAUGAGACCUAUUAUAAGAUGACCCAUCUUUGGAGAGGCUCUUUGCUCCUGGUAGCAGCUGCGUUCUUGCUGGAGGGCUGUUUUGGUUCCUCUUGGCACUCCUUGCGCUAUUUCUACACCACGAUAUGGGAUCCUGUCCGGGAUGUGUCUGAUUUCAUUGCUGUGAUAUACGUGGAUGACCUGUUCGUUGGUUACUAUAACAGCACCAUGAAGAGGGUGGUGCCUCAGGUGUCCAGGAUAAGGAAGGUGGAGGAGGACAACCCACACUUCUUGGACCGGUACACCAACUUAGCCAUGCUUGAUGAGCUGAGACAAAAGAUGCACCUAAAGGACCAACGGCAUCUCUACAAUCAGAGCAGAGGGUUGCACACCUGGCAGUGUACGUUUGGCUGUGAGUUGAGUCAAGACAGGUACAAAAGAGGAUUUUCCCACAUCGGUUAUAACGGCGAGGACUAUCUCAGCUUUGACAAGGAGACCCUCACCUGGACAGCAGCCACGGUGCCCGCUCAGGUGACCAAGAGGAAGUGGGAUGCUAACUUGGCAAGGAAUAGAUACAUCAAGAGCUACCUGGAGGAGGUGUGCAUUGAAUGGCUGCAGAAGUUCCUGGACUAUGGGGAGGAGUCUUUGCUGUGGAGAGAACCUCCAACAGUGCGAGUGACACUCAAGGCAUCCUAUGACGGCUUGGAGACCCUCGUCUGCCGGGCCCAUGGCUUCUACCCCAAAGAGAUCGAUGCCACCUGGAGGAAGGAUGGGGAGGUCUGGGAGCAGGAGACCUUUCGUGGGGGUGUCGUCCCCAACUCGGACGGGACUUACCACACCUGGCUGAGCGUCAAGAUCCACCCCGAGGACAGGUUCCGCUAUCAGUGCCACGUGGAACAUGACGGCCUACCGGAGCCUUUGGAUGUGGCCUGGGAGGAGCCUGGGAAAAGGCGAGGCAGCUACCAGGCAGCCCAUAAAGCACCAUCAAACUUGUGAGAAGAGACCAAGAAGAACCAGCCUGUGGCUUCUCAUGUGAUUCUUCCAAGCUCCUCAAGAGUUCCCGCCAG
This is a messenger RNA of Eublepharis macularius, 1195 nucleotides long. RefSeq names its product major histocompatibility complex class I-related gene protein-like. Gene Ontology annotation, cellular component: external side of plasma membrane. The coding region runs from base 168 to 1124 and encodes 318 amino acids. The transcript is spliced from 7 exons. The record is from RefSeq and is a predicted model, not a curated record. Gene Ontology annotation, biological process: immune response. Lineage: Eukaryota; Metazoa; Chordata; Lepidosauria; Squamata; Eublepharidae.